This is a messenger RNA of Bipolaris sorokiniana ND90Pr, 153 nucleotides long. RefSeq lists its product as uncharacterized. The record is from RefSeq and is a predicted model, not a curated record. The annotation marks the transcript as partial. NCBI's taxonomy places the organism in Eukaryota, Fungi, Ascomycota, Dothideomycetes, Pleosporales, Pleosporaceae. The transcript has 2 exons.
GCGAUCGAGCAGCGUGGUGCCAACUGCGAUGUUUGUGUCCAGCUCUUCAACUUUUGUGUAGAGAACGGACAUACGUCGGGUCAGGAGGGUUGCAAGAAGACGUGUGCGGAGCAUGUGUGUCAUUUGUUUCGACAUGAGGGGAAUGAGGUACGU